This is a messenger RNA of Naegleria fowleri, 282 nucleotides long. RefSeq lists its product as uncharacterized. The transcript has a single exon. The record is from RefSeq and is a predicted model, not a curated record. NCBI's taxonomy places the organism in Eukaryota, Heterolobosea, Eutetramitea, Acrasida, Naegleriidae. The coding region runs from base 1 to 282 and encodes 93 amino acids.
AUGUCCUUCAUUCAAUCCGCAUUUAAUUUCAUCUUUCCGAAGAGUCGAGUCACUGGAAGACGGCCUUUUUUUGUAGCCUCUAUCAUUUUCGUAACGUAUUUGACAUUAUUUUCACCUCGUAGGGGGCAUGCAGCAAGCGGUGCUGCUAUUGGAGGUUCCACUCUUGUCUCGGAUCAAAUUGUUUCGGAUGAAGUAACCAAGAAGGUGAGACUAUUGGCAGAAAGAAAGACUCGCGGAGGAGGAGGGCAGUAUGAUAUUAGUACUGAUUUUGAUGAAGAAUAA